UUCUAGAAAGAGGGCUGGGUUUUGAGGUGGAAUCUGAGCAGAAUUUCACAAAGCGCUUUUAGGGGCUGUGAAAACAAACAGCUAAAGCCCAUUUGGAAGGCCUGACCAACCUCCACCCCCACCCCCCAGUAUCCCCUAGGAAGCGCGGAGUUGUUGCAAAGUGAGAUAAAGCGGCCGGAAUCCUCGCAGUGAGGUUUUAAUGGACACGCUAGGGCGACGGAACUUUCCUGGACCAGAACCCGGGGGCCACCGAAGGUUCUCGACAGACUGGAGUGGCCGCGUCCAGCGGGCCGGGCGCGCUGCCGGGGUCCCAUGGAGCUGGAGGGGCAGUGGUGGCGAGGACAGCUGGCUGCAGACAUCCACCAGGCGCUUCGGUACAAGGAGCUGAAGUUGCCCUCUUACAAAGGCCAGUCCCCUCAACUGAGUCUCAGGCGGUAUUUUGCUGACUUGAUUGCCAUUGUGAGCAACCGCUUCACACUCUGCCCUUCUGCUCGACAUCUUGCCGUCUAUUUGCUGGACCUGUUUAUGGAUCGCUAUGACAUCUCUAUCCAGCAACUGCAUUUAGUUGCACUUUCCUGUCUGCUUCUAGCAAGUAAAUUUGAAGAAAAAGAAGAUAGUGUGCCUAAGUUGGAGCAGCUCAACAGCCUGGGUUGUAUGACUAAUAUGAAUCUAGUGCUGACAAAGCAAAAUUUGCUGCAUAUGGAACUAUUAUUAUUAGAAACCUUUCAGUGGAACCUCUGCCUUCCAACAGCUGCCCAUUUCAUUGAGUAUUAUCUCUCUGAAGCAGUACAUGAAACAGAUCUUCAUGAUGGCUGGCCAAUGAUUUGCUUAGAAAAAACUAAACUCUACAUGGCCAAGUAUGCAGAUUACUUUCUGGAAGUGUCUCUACAAGAUUAUGCCUUUCUAAAUUAUGCACCUUCUUUAGUAGCUGCUGCAUGUGUGGCUUCUUCGAGGAUUAUACUUCGUCUUUCUCCAGCGUGGCCUACAAGACUGCAUCGUCUUACUGCUUAUUCCUGGGAUUUCUUAGUGCAGUGUAUUGAGCGGCUAUUGAUUGCUCACGAUAAUGACGUGAAAGAAGCAAACAAACAGAGAGGACAGACAGGUUCUCAGUCAGCACAGCUGGGUGUGUUCCAGACAACCUCCCACCCCUCGCGGCCAGUUCACUUUCAGCAACCUCAGUAUCUUCACCAGACCUCCCUACAGUAUCGCCAUCCUGUAUCAGAACCACCAAGCUGCCCGCAGAUUGUCUCUACUACACACACCUCAUCUUACACACUACAGACAUGUCCUGCUGGCUUUCAAACUAGUGUUCAAAGCCUUGGGCACAUGCAGACUGGUGUGGGGAUGUCCCUGGCAAUACCAGUGGAAGUUAAGCCCUGUCUGAGCGUUUCCUAUAACCGGAGCUAUCAAGUAAAUGAACAUUACCCAUGUAUUACUCCAUGUUUUGAGAGGUGAUUAUUUGUAUGGGUUAUAACUGACCCAGACUAUUUUGUGACUUGUAGCUCUCAGGCAAGCUUUUUGUAAACCACUCUUCAGAAGGAAAAGGGAUCCAAAUAACACCACAACUCUUCAGGUACCAGCACCAGAAGACUUUCGAUACACCAUUAAUACCUAGGAGGACUAAGCCAACCCUCUAACAGUGUGCAUGUCAAAUCCUGUUACAACAAAUCCCUGUGUGACAAAAAUACUGAAGUCCUGGCGGGUGAUCUAAAUAUUUCAAAACGCUCCACACAGCAGAAAAUUUGGACAGACUCAAUUUGCCAUUUUGAGAUUUACCUGUGGUAGGCUUUGGACCUUAUUGUGGCAUAUAUGUCAAAGACUCGUGUUUAUCUGUGGACUUGCCAACACUGUCUUUUAUGAAGGAACGUUACAGUAUUAAUUUUUGAACAUAUCUUUUUUUAAUUCCGGAGUUUUGAGUUUUAUUUUUGACCUACAGGUGGGUUUCUAACUAAAUAUACUCAUGAAUUGCUAAGUAUACUAAUCCAUGCAGUUAAAAAAACCCAGAUUAAUCUAUAUAACUUCUUAUCAUAAAUAAUAUAGGCAUCUGGAUUUAUGUACUAAAAUUAGGGGUGAAGCAGAUAUUUUAUCUUGAAAUCAUAAGAAUUUUUGUUUUCUGUUUUUUUGUUGUUGUUUCCACUAAGUGAUCAGCCACAAAUAUGUAGAAUUAAAACACAUAACUCAGGGAAUUUCUACUACUUGGAAAUACUUAACUGUAAUUCAACAUGCUUUGGGAAUGUUAUAGUGUGAACUACCUUUAUAUCAUAGGCUACAAUACUCAUGCUAGGAUGUGUUUUUGAUUGAGAACAUAAUACUGUGCCACAGAAUAAAUGAAGUGGUUCAUAGUACAUAUAUAGAUUUUGCAUUACUCAGUGCAAUCAGUGUCUUGUAUUCAGAUUUGUUACUACUCUCUUAAAAGUUUUCUCAAGGAAAGGCAUAACUAAAAUAUCAGAGCUGGAAUAAAGUCCAGUAGGUUUACUGUGGAGUGGAGGAUAUCCAGGGUAGUACUCAGGUUGGGGUAAUACAGCACUUUGUUAUGAGGAGGAUGGUUUUGUAAACAACUUUAGAUUCCAGCUAGUUAGUGUACACAAGCAAGGGUACUGCUUACAAAAUGUAUUUGGUCAUUUUCAUUAGGUUGGCCCCACAACUGCCCUGGAACAUUUCAUUAUGUUGGUAGUGAAUGAGAACAGCAAUAAUUGUCAUUACAGCAAGAGCGACUUGGGCAUGAAACAUUUGGAGAGAAUAAACUUAAAAAGUGAAAAAUGUAAUAACUGAUAAACUGUAUGCAUUGUGCUCUUAUCCAUGGGGAAAGAGAGAUUUGCUGGAGGGAAACUUUCUGGUUUAAAAACUAGUAAGGUGUAUCUGUAUAUGUGUUUUUUUUUUUUUAUGGCACUUGAAAUAGAAGGGAAUCUGUGUGGCAGAUACGUGACUGCUACAGUGUGUAUUGAAGAAAACUUAUUGUUAUAAAGAUAGGGGUUUGCAGCAGGAGUCUCAGUAAUCAAGCCAAUAGCCUUCAUGAGGAAGGGAUGGGGUUCCCACAGAUGAAUGUUGCUGGGUGGAUUCUGCCAGCGUGAAUUCUUGAAGAAAUGUCCUUUCCUUAAAAGGAAAAUACCUUUAUCUUUAGAGUACAUAGGAUAUCAUGUGGAAUUACUGUCUGUCAAAUGAAACAAGAAAGCCACUCAGGUAAGAACUCUGCAUUUUCAAGCAUUAAAAUUGUUUUCUUAACAUAUCAUUUUUCUUCUUUAAAAAGGCUGCUAAUUGGAUUUUAGUCAUUCUUAACCUUAGUAAAACUUGAAUUAUUGGGGUCAAAGUAGGUUCAAAAAAUAAUGUAUCUUUCACAUUCACAAAUAGACCCAGCAUCCUGGAGUCCAGUUUUCAGUAUUCUAACUACCUCAGUAUUACUAUGAAUGUAAGAUAAUGGGAUCAAGGUCCUAACUUGAAACAACAACCAGUGCCUAUGGUAACUUAAUGUCUUGUCAGUGCUUUUAUUGAUUGGGUAUAUGUCAUUCUUGUGAUAGAAGAAUAUUUGCCUUUUUACAAAGCUUAUUAACACUUUUCCAAUUUAUAUUUAAAAAGCUAAAGAACACUGGAUGAAUCUUUUUUGGGGGAAGAAGAAAAUAAUUGAUUACUCUUGCUGCAUACCUGGGGGGUGGCUGGAGAAACAGCUUUUUUAAUGCAUUAGGUUUCAGUAUAAAUAUAACUCAACAACUGUUAGCUUUUGGGAGUGGGGGGAAUUGUGUGGAUUUUGUUAUAAUUUAUUGGUUAGUCUUUAAAGUUUUUUUUCUUUUGAUAUUACCAGACCAUCAUUAAAUAUGUACUGUGAAGAGAUUAAUAAUGUAUAAAGGACUUUACUCAAGUCCAUUAAAUAAACACUAUUCAAAUACAAACUGCAAACCAAAAUAUAUCUGUGCUGUGACAUUAAUUGCAAAUAGUGAGUAUGGUGCUAAAGUCUACACAGUGGAAUUAGAUGA
Jaculus jaculus (lesser Egyptian jerboa) is the source of this 3968-nucleotide messenger RNA. RefSeq names its product cyclin J (gene Ccnj). Gene Ontology annotation, molecular function: cyclin-dependent protein serine/threonine kinase regulator activity. Bases 313 to 1455 code for a protein of 380 amino acids. Lineage: Eukaryota; Metazoa; Chordata; Mammalia; Rodentia; Dipodidae. The transcript has 6 exons. Gene Ontology annotation, cellular component: cyclin-dependent protein kinase holoenzyme complex; nucleus; cytoplasm. Gene Ontology annotation, biological process: regulation of cyclin-dependent protein serine/threonine kinase activity; mitotic cell cycle phase transition. The record is from RefSeq and is a predicted model, not a curated record.